Molecule: messenger RNA, 1041 nt
Organism: Cucurbitaria berberidis CBS 394.84
Lineage: Eukaryota; Fungi; Ascomycota; Dothideomycetes; Pleosporales; Cucurbitariaceae
Exons: 1
Coding region: 1-1041 (346 amino acids)
Source: RefSeq, a predicted model, not a curated record
AUGUCCAGCCUCAUGCAUCCCUCACAGCUCCAACGACGCACCUCUCGCAGCUCAGGCAGUCAGCCAGCAGGCCGUCCAUCCCGCGUUGAAAAGCCCCGGAGCCAUCAAAACAGUCCACGAACCAUGGAGCGGAGAAAGACGACAACUGAAACCAAGCUAUAUGCUACCUUGGACGACCACUUCAAGAUGAUGUUCGGCGUCGCACCUGAGGAGGUGAUUGAAGAGCGUCCACAGCCGAGCAGGCCCAUGAGUUGGCAUCCCUCGUCAACACGGUUCCAGGCUCCCCAAUCAACAAGUUACUUCGAUUGGUCACAACAAUACUCAGCCUCUCCACGGAAUUCUGUCCAUGACUCUGAACACCACUUGCAUUCUACACGCAACUCCAUGUUCGAGACGACACCAGCCUACCCAAAUGCGUAUGGAAUGCACAGAGACUCUGAUGAGUCCGACUACAGCUGGCAGAGCGUUUCUCAGCAGACACCAGGCGAUGUCUACUCAGUUCUUAACACUCCUACCACCGAGCCACUACCUUGGUAUCUACAACAAUGGGCUCAAAAAAUUCAAGCACAAGCGCACAUGGACUCACAAAAUGGAUCCACAGAUUUCCUGCCUAUUCAACACCCCACUGGACAAGACGAAGAGAUGGAGGACGACGACGGCGAGAAGCUUGUAGCACUAGGUCUCUACGACACACCCGAACCAUCAUUGUUCUGGGGCGGUCUCGGUGAAGCUACGGGCAAGGGUCUGAAACUGGAAGAGACCUGGCAACCACCUGAAGACGAAGAGGGGGAAGAUGAAGCAGACGACGCAAGCUCAGAGGCGAGCGUCGAGGAACCCUCACCGCCUCUUCCGCUAGCCAAUCAACAGGCUCAGCAACUCCAGAUGCCCGUUCGUGUCAAGACGCAAACACCCGGCAGUAUGGAGGGUCAGAGCUUCUUCUUCGACGACGACGAGGCGGUGUCGAAGGAGUGGUGGUUUCAUCAGCUAAAGCAGCCUGCCAUGCCAGUGCGGGAAACUGGGUUGGGAUACGGGUGGCUAUGA